AUGCAUACUUUACAAUUAUCCCAUAAAAGCAAUGAAACCAUAACUAUCAAAAAUCAAUCAGCCAUAAUAACCCCAACACAUGUGCACAAAGAUCUUUACGACAAUGGGUGUGUUUUCGGUACUCCUGAGCCUUUUGAUUACAUGCUUUCGAAUAAAUUGUCCAAUAUCUGGACACAAAGACAAUCUAUAAAAGGAGAGUUCGGUGUCACUUACCACACUGCGGAUUUAGUGAUACGAACAAAUAACGCCUUCUCUUACAGCGGCUUUCAAGGUUUAAUAUUAGAAAUAGAAUCAAAAUCAUUGAAUUCAUUUGAAUCAUUCAAGAAGAACUUUGAGAAAGUACAAGGAAUGCUUCAUGAAAUGGGCUUAAAAGACGUUAAGGUGUCAUUAGACAAGUUCCAAAAGUUAGAUACAACCGAAAAUUUCAAUCUCUUCGAUCUUGCUUUUCAGUACUUGAAAGUCCUUGGUUAA
Molecule: messenger RNA, 471 nt
Organism: Kluyveromyces marxianus DMKU3-1042
Lineage: Eukaryota; Fungi; Ascomycota; Saccharomycetes; Saccharomycetales; Saccharomycetaceae
Gene: SRB2
Product: Srb2p
Exons: 1
Coding region: 1-471 (156 amino acids)
Biological process (GO): regulation of transcription by RNA polymerase II
Cellular component (GO): mediator complex
Molecular function (GO): transcription coregulator activity
Source: RefSeq, a predicted model, not a curated record